Molecule: messenger RNA, 4583 nt
Organism: Coregonus sp. 'balchen'
Lineage: Eukaryota; Metazoa; Chordata; Actinopteri; Salmoniformes; Salmonidae
Source: the annotation of a GenBank genome assembly
AUGGCGGGCCGACAGAGGGGCGAGGGAGGGAUAGGGGUGGGGGUCAACUGGGGUCAGAUCACUCCCGAUGUAGGAUGGGUGGCAACAGUCAGCUCCCCGAGCCCAGUCCAUUUAUCAGCUUAUGUUAAUUAGUGUCAAGUACUGAGUGGGACAUCAAACCCACCGUGGACCCAGUGCCUCCUCUCCUCCCUCAUCCACCCGUCCCUCAUCCAGUACAGAAAAAGGAAGUAUUUUUAUUCAGGGGGAGGGGAGAGAGCAAAAUUCCCUGACAUUUCCAUAGGCCUCUGUUUAUCCCCCAGCCUGACGGACUGGCGUAGCCCAAGUCCACAUUAACAUCUUAAUAGGAAAGUGUGUUAGCGCACGUCUUUACCUCCCUCCCUGACAAGAGCGAAUUAGGUGUCAAAAGGACUUCUGCAGACUUUAAUUGAAUCUGCCCAGCGCGGAAAAAGGAAAUCUGAAGUCAAAAUAACCUAUUAGGGUUAUCAAGUAAUGUUUGGUUGAGUUUGGCUGAGUUUGGCAGGUAGCACUGUGACUGUGGGGUUCUCUCCCCCCUUCCCUCCCACACUCAGUAUUACCAGUGAGUUGUUUAUGAGGUGAGUUGGGUAAGGAAAAGGGUGGGCAUGUUGCCCAACAGCAUGGGCUUCUCUCGCUCUUGGUUAUAUUCUAAUAAGUUGUGGCCUGCCGUUUUUGUUUUUUGAGCUCCCACAAGUAAUUCCUUGAGCUGGGAUUCAGGCUAGCGAUGAGUGCAGGGAUGUUCAGUUUUCCCUCCUUUUCUCCAUUCCCUCUUGCCUUCCUAUCUUUUCGCGAUAGCUCUUUGAAGAUGAUGCACCUGUAAACAUACAUAGGUCUGGAAUUAAAUGCCCGGAAUGACACAUUUUAAUUGAUUAGUAUUUGAUAUACAGUAUAUGGGAAUGUAGCUGUGAUAUGGCAUAGGCUAUUACCACAGCCUCACUUUUACAAAUGUAUAAUCCCUCAUUGAAUCUGAAACUUUUCUCUCUCUCACUGACAUAAGGUCUUGUCGAAAGCCCCCGGUCUCCUAUUUAUUCUCUCACCCAAAAUCAUUUCCUAGCAGAGUGUGAGCUAUUGAUGAAAGAUUUUCCUCCUUUGCGCCGUGAAGAACCAAUCAAGUCCACAAACCGCCAUUAACUUUAGGUUGUCAUGGAUCCCUACACUUGAUCAAUAACCUUCACAUAUCAUUACGGUUUGGAGCCUCUGAGGCCUGCCUUGUUCUUCAGGCUAAACUGAUAUACAUCUUCUUUUUUUUAUUCCUGGAAACUGCAGUUUUUAGUCGUUGCAGGCUAAAUGUAUUUCAAUGGCUCUGACUCGAGACAAGGCAGGGUCCAGAUUUAUUUGAACAGCAGUGCUUGCUCUGGCAGAUUGAAGUUGAGAACCAAGGGUAUCACUUCAUAAAUCAUGUUUAAAUGUUCCACUAUCUUCUCCUGUCAUUCAGUUAAAUGGCAAACCACAGUAGAGUUAUGCAUGUUCUUACUGUAAAUUGGAAAACAUGCUAUGUGAUAUGUAAAUGAAUUUUGUAUAGCGGUUCUCGAAAGACAGUCAUUUUGCCUAAUAAACCAAACUCUUACCACAUUCUGGCCAUUUUAUAUAAUUCAGUCCAUUAUAUAUUUUGUUUCAUUAUGGUGGAAGCUGGAAUAUAGAAUAUACAUUUUACUUGAAUCAUAUUGUGUGUUUUAGAAAGAAUCUUCAUGGCCUUUAUUUGUGUCAUUUCAUAAAUGUUUUCACAAUUCUCAUUUUGCGCUUCUUUCCAACUGCAUACAGCAUUUAUGUAUUUUAGGCUGGAGUAGCUGACAAUAUACACUGCUCAAAAAAAUAAAGGGAACACUUAAACAACACAAUGUAACUCCAAGUCAAUCACACUUCUGUGAAAUCAAACUGUCCACUUAGGAAGCAACACUGAUUGACAAUACAUUUCACAUGCUGUUGUGCAAAUGGAAUAGACAACAGGUGGAAAUUAUAGGCAAUUAGCAAGACACCCCCAAUAAAGAAGUGGUUCUGCAGGUGGUGACCACAGACCACUUCUCAGUUCCUAUGCUUCCUGGCUGAUGUUUUGGUCACUUUUGAAUGCUGGCGGUGCUUUCACUCUAGUGGUAGCAUGAGACGGAGUCUACAACCCACACAAGUGGCUCAGGUAGUGCAGCUCAUCCAGGAUGGCACAUCAAUGCGAGCUGUGGCAAGAAGGUUUGCUAUGUCUGUCAGCGUAGUGUCCAGAGCAUGGAGGCGCUACCAGGAGACAGGCCAGUACAUCAGGAGACGUGGAGGAGGCCGUAGGAGGGCAACAACCCAGCAGCAGGACCGCUACCUCCGCCUUUGUGCAAGGAGGAGCAGGAGGAGCACUGCCAGAGCCCUGCAAAAUGACCUCCAGCAGGCCGCAAAUGUGCAUGUGUCUGCUCAAACGGUCAGAAACAGACUCCAUGAGGGUGGUAUGAGGGCCCGACGUCCACAGGUGGGGGUUGUGCUUACAGCCCAACACCGUGCAGGACGUUUGGCAUUUGCCAGAGAACACCAAGAUUGGCAAAUUCGCCACUGGCGCCCUGUGCUCUUCACAGAUGAAAGCAGUUUCACACUGAGCACAUGUGACAGACGUGACAGAGUCUGGAGAUGCCGUGGAGAACGUUCUGCUGCCUGCAACAUCCUCCAGCAUGACCGGUUUGGCGGUGGGUCAGUCAUGGUGUGGGGUGGCAUUUCUUUGGGGGGCCGCACAGCCCUCCAUGUGCUCGCCAGAGGUAGCCUGACUGCCAUUAGGUACCGAGAUGAGAUCCUCAGACCCCUUGUGAGACCAUAUGCUGGUGCGGUUGGCCCUGGGUUCCUCCUAAUGCAAGACAUUGCUAGACCUCAUGUGGCUGGAGUGUGUCAGCAGUUCCUGCAAGAGCAAGGCAUUGAUGUUAUGGACUGGCCCGCCCGUUCCCCAGACCUGAAUCCAAUUGAGCACAUCUGGGACAUCAUGUCUCGCUCCAUCCACCAACGCCACGUUGCACCACAGACUGUCCAGGAGUUGGCGGAUGCUUUAGUCCAGGUCUGGGAGGAGAUCCCUCAGGAGACCAUCCGCCACCUCAUCAGGAGCAUGCCCAGGCGUUGUAGGGAGGUCAUGCAGGCACGUGGAGGCCACACACACUACUGAGCCUCAUUUUGACUUGUUUUAAGGACAUUACAUCAAUGUUGGAUCAGCCUGUAGUGUGGUUUUCCACUUGAAUUUUGAGGGUGACUCCAAAUCCAGACCUCCAUGGGUUGAUACAUUUGAUUUCCAUUGAUAAUUUUUGUGUGAUUUUGUUGUCAGCACAUUCAACUAUGUAAAGAAAAAAGUAUUUAAUAAGAUUAUUUCAUUCAUUCAGAUCUAGGAUGUGUUGUUUAAGUGUUCCCUUAAUUUUUUUGAGCAGUGUAGUAUGAGGGAUAAAUGUCAUCAUUAUUUCUUUGGAGAUCUCUAAUCCACCAAAGUGGGUGUGAUCUCUACCAUUAACAUGCACUGUUAGUGGAUUCUCUAAAAGCUGUUUAUCUUACUGUGCAUACAGAUUCCAGAGCUGGAGAGGGAGCACCAAGAGCGGUCGACCAUGCAGUCAUUGGAGGAGUAGUGGCUGUGGUUGUCUUUGCCAUGCUCUGUCUACUCAUCAUUUUGGGACGGUACUUUGCAAGACACAAAGGUAUGUGACAAACCCUUUUGUUUUCUAUCUAUAGAAGCACCUCUGUGGAACCACAAGGUGAAAAAGAACACAAACACACUAUAAUGUAAUGGGUUUUUUACUCAGUAUCAUACUAAUAUUGUCCUGGGCUAUCAGAAAUCCACUUCCCUCUCCCCCCUGAACAAUGUUUUAGGAAUUUGACCAUACCGCCUGAGCCCCAUCUGAUUUUUUCUCUGUUGUGGCUACUGUACUUUUGAAGGGGUGGUCUUUGGAGUGCAGCCCAUGGUUUUGGUUUUGAUUCUAAAUUACUCCCUGCCCUUCUCCAUUUGAUCUGGGCUAUCGCCUUCAUUAUCAGGCCCAACACUGUUGGGAUGUGAAUAAUCCCUGUCGGAAAUGAAGUUUGAAGUGGAUUGCUCAUUCCCACUCGUUUGUUGAACUAGGCAAGGUUAAUUCGAAGGUGUGAGUCGAGCUGAAGCAGAAUCUGUAUUUCCAUGUGCGAAUCAAGGAAUGCCAACAGAGAGGUUUGCAGUGGCAAAUAAAUAAUUUACGUACAAUAAUAACAAUUGUAGCAGCUGAUAUAUAAUUUUUAAGCUACAGUUUCCAUUAGAGUUUGUGUAGGUGUGCCAACGGACAUAAUUAUGAGUUUAAUAUGAUUAUAUUUUAAUAACGUAUUUUAUGAGAUCAAAUAUUUUUCAAUAAAACUCAUGGGUCGUUUUGGUUCAAUGAUUUGCUUCUUAAUGUCAAGGAAACUUGAGUAGGCAUUCAGGAGCUUAGCAAUGAAGUGUCCAUUUUUAUCAAGUUGUUCAUUCCUUUUCGUCCCCCCCCCCUUCAGGUACCUACUUCACACAUGAAGCUAAAGGAGCCGACGAUGCAGCAGACGCAGACACGGCCAUUAUCAACGCAGAGGGGGGCCACAACAACUCGGACGAGAAGAAAGAGUACUACAUAUAG